UGCUUUUUUUUUUUUUUACCGGGCCAAACUCGUGCGUCUACACCUCUCUCCCAGAGGGACUUGUUCUGCAGGGUGGAGCCGAUGGCUCGGCUGGGGGUAAAUGACACUGCUUGAAGAAAGAGGCUGAAAUCUCCAGUUCUGUUCCGUUAUCAGCUGCGCCACAAGCGCUGCAGAUUUGUGCUGAAGGUGUCAGUAGAGGAGGUGGGCGGAUCUCCACCAACCAUCAUGGAUAUCAGUUUAUGGACAUUUUCCCAUUCCAAACUGUGGCAUAUGAAUGGCUGCUGCUUAUGUCGUUGAGCUCUAACACUGGGCAUAGUUGCUCUGGACACCAUGACACAGAUGGACUACAAGUACAGCCUGCUUGGCUCCACUGUGGAUGAUUACCACAAGAGGCCGCUGCUCCUGCAGGUGGACAACACACCCAUGAACUUGUUUGCGGUUCUGGAAGUGAAACGCGACCUAACGAGACGCUCAAGCACUGUCGGAUGCAAGAUCCGCCUGUACGGCUUCCUGUUCGUCCUAGCCAUCAUGUUCCUCAUAAUGGCAUCGUACGUUUUGACAGGGGACAAGAAGGGCCUUCUCCUUACGCCGUCCCCUUACCACCUCAACGGCUUGGUCAGUCCCGGACCCUUUGCCUUUAACCUCACGUCAGUGGGGGACUAUGCACAUAUAAAACUGGUGGUGAAAUCCAUCAAAUCCAAGGUGGAGUUUCGGACCCAACGACAAUGCCCUGACCGCAAAGCACUGAUGAGGAGCGAUCCACAUGUGAGUAUCAUUCGUCUCAGUGAGGGUUUGCAUGAUCGGUACCCGGUGGAGGACUAUCUUGACCUGUUUGAUCAGGCUGCUUACCAAAUCCAGGGCGAGCUAAAUGCAAACACCAGCGGAUCACCCAGCCACCCGAACGUCAUCAUAGGAGAAGCGAGCGCCUCCACCAUGUGGGAUAACAACGCCUGGGUGUAUUUCUAUGACAACACCACAGAGGGAGAGCCGCCGUUUCUCAUCCAGGACUUCAUCCAUGCCCUACAGCCGGAGGCCCGCUUCAUCGUUAUGCUCAGGGAUCCAGUGGAAAGGCUUUACUCUGACUACCUUUACUUUGGAAUUGCCAAUAAGUCUGCGGAGGAUUUCCAUGAGAAGGUGUCAGAGUCCCUGCAGCUAUUCGAGGGGUGCCUUAUGGAAUACACAAUGCGCUCCUGUGUGUACAACACCACAGUCAACAACGCAAUGCCAGUGAGACUGCAAGUCGGCCUUUACGUUGUGUACCUAAUUGACUGGCUGGCUGUCUUCAGCAGAGAACAGAUUCUGGUCCUGAGACUGGAAGACCAUGCCUUCGACAUGAAAGACACAUUGCAUAAAGUCUUUGAUUUUCUUAAUCUUGGGCCAUUGUCAAAAGAAAUAGAGUCACAAAUCACAAGAAGCCCAGCAUCAAACACCAGGAGACCAGCUGACAAGAACCUGGGACCCAUGCUGCCUAUAACUAAGGAAAUCCUGCAGGACUUCUACAAACCAUUUAAUGAGAAACUGGCAAAAGUGCUGCAAAAAGAGUCCUUCCGUUGGGAAAACAAUUUCGAACUCUGAACGAACUUCUUUCAACAAGAAGAAGGAAGAACGCAGAGCCCCAUUUUGGGGUUUAUCUCUUUUAAGUGCCCAUGAAAAGAACAUCAAAGUAUUUUAAUGUAAAUUAUUUUUAAGUUAUAAGAGCAGAGAUGAAUCAAAGAUAGAAAAUAACAGCACAAGCAAGUGUGGCGUUUUUGUGUGAUUGUGUGCGAGAGAGGAAGAAUGAUAGACUGUAAGUGAUGCUGGGAGAUCUUCACUUCUCCGUUUUGUGUCCAGACAUAUAAAAUUAAAUUGUGAAUUUCAAAUA
This is a messenger RNA of Poecilia latipinna (sailfin molly), 1861 nucleotides long. Its product is annotated as carbohydrate sulfotransferase 15. The transcript is spliced from 7 exons. NCBI's taxonomy places the organism in Eukaryota, Metazoa, Chordata, Actinopteri, Cyprinodontiformes, Poeciliidae. The record is from RefSeq and is a predicted model, not a curated record. Gene Ontology annotation, molecular function: N-acetylgalactosamine 4-sulfate 6-O-sulfotransferase activity. The coding region runs from base 331 to 1575 and encodes 414 amino acids. Gene Ontology annotation, biological process: hexose biosynthetic process.